Molecule: messenger RNA, 868 nt
Organism: Chrysoperla carnea
Lineage: Eukaryota; Metazoa; Arthropoda; Insecta; Neuroptera; Chrysopidae
Exons: 2
Coding region: 72-833 (253 amino acids)
Cellular component (GO): mitochondrion
Source: RefSeq, a predicted model, not a curated record
AACAAAAAAUGGGAAUAUAAACAAAAAAUCUAUAAAAAAAUAAACAAAAAAUAGUCUAUACAUUAUUUAUUAUGGGCACAGUGGCAAAUUUUGCCUUGAGAUAUUUAGUAAUAAAUGCUCAAAGAACUAUUACUCCACGGCAAUGUAUUUCACCAGCAGUGAGAGCAUUCAAAAAUUUUACAAGAGUAAAUUUAGAAACAGCUAAAAUAAGCAAUGCGAAACAAUUAUUUUUUCAAAAACCAAAUGUAGUAGUGACAUCAUGUAUUAAAUACAGCGAUAUCGGCCAAGAACAGAAAGAACCGAAAACGGAAGCGAUUAAAAAUGAAGUAAAAUUGUCAAAAUGGCAACAAUUAAAAAAAUUGUAUAAGGAAUAUUGGUAUAUAGUUGUACCUGUUCAUUUAGUAACAUCAGUUGGAUGGUAUGGUGGUUUCUAUUACUUGGCAAGUAGCGGCAUUGAUAUUAUAGGCUAUUUAGAACAUUUUGGAGUUAGUGAAUUUCUUAUUAAACCGUUAAGGGAUUCUACAAUGGGUUAUUUUGCUGUUGCGUAUGCUUUAUAUAAAAUCUUUACACCGUUAAGAUACACGGUUACAUUAGGCGGGACAACAGUAUCAAUAAAGUUUCUAAAAAAGCGUGGUUACAUUAAACCAGUACCAACUAAAACAGAAAUUAAAGAAAUAUAUCAUCAAAAGAAAGGUGAAAUACAAGAAAGUUUACGUGAAACGAAAAAAGGUCUACAGCAACGAAAACAAAAUAUAUCCGAUGAUUUAGAACAUUAUCGAACGGAAUUGAAAAGUUUAAAUCAAGCAACAAAAAUUGAUCCGAAACCGAAAUAAUAACAAAAUUUUUGUUUUAUGCGUAGAAAUAAUAU